Messenger RNA from Vicia villosa (hairy vetch), 555 nucleotides. RefSeq lists its product as uncharacterized. Lineage: Eukaryota; Viridiplantae; Streptophyta; Magnoliopsida; Fabales; Fabaceae. The transcript is spliced from 2 exons. Bases 1 to 555 code for a protein of 184 amino acids. The record is from RefSeq and is a predicted model, not a curated record.
AUGAUUCGAGAAAGGAUGAAAGUUUCUCAUAGUCGGAUGAAGAUCUAUCAUGAUAAGAGGAGGAAGGCGCUUAAGUUCCAGGUGGGAGAUUAUGUGUUUUUUAGAGUUACUCUUGUGACUGGUGUUGGUAGGGCUUUAAAGUCCAUGAAGCUUACACCGCAUUUUGUUGGUCCAUAUCAGAUCUUAGAGAAGAUAGGUGAGGUGGCCUAUCGGAUGGCUUUACUACCAUCGCUUGCUAACCUACAUGAUGUGUUCCAUGUGUCUCAAUUGAGGAGAUACAUUACAGAUCCUUCUCAUGUGGUCCAUGUGGAUGAUGUACAGAUACCCAUGUAUGAGCCGGACAUGGAGAAAAAAACUGUCAUGACUGAGCAAGCCAAUUACCAAUACAAUGUGAUGCCUUUUGGCCUGAAGAAUGCAACAGCUACGUACCAAAGGAUGAUGAACAAAGUCUUAGAGGAAGAAACAGACGAAACUCUUGAGGUGUAUAUGGACAAUAUGAUCGUCAAAUCUGGCGAAGAGGAACUACACGACCAACACCUCACCCGUGUAUUAUGA